AUGGAUAAGGCAACGGCCGAAGCUUCCACGCAAAUCGCAUUUCCGAUGGGCCAAGCAUAUUCUCCUAGGCCUGAAAUACGCACUAACUUCAACACAUCCAUCUUUUGGGCCACAAGGUCAACAAGACCCAUGCACCGGGCUUACCUGUCUCUGCCCAUAUUUGAAUACAUGAAAGAGUACUUCAAGUCAUCGACGUGCCUACUGCAUUCGCAGGAUAUUAUCUCACAUCAAGUCAAUACGUUUAGUAUUCAUUCUCAUUUUCGUCACUCUAGAAGCGAUCUUCGGCCAAGUUUUAUCUCCUAUUUAGCCUCAUUUGAUAGCCCGUCUGGGCCUUUAAAUACACCAUUCCGUAUCAGGGGGUGUUUGGAGAAGGGAAAGGGAAUUCAAAAGGUAAUCAGAACGAGAAAUGGAGAAAUGGUAGCGUUGUACAAAAAACUCGACUUAAUCGAGGGAGGAUUAAUUUUUCAAUCAAACUAUUAUGGUUACAUAAUCUGCAACUUGAUUGUCAAGGUGAGGGUAGCAAUGCCUGAUGCAUCCACGAUUCACUUUCUCACUUUAUUUGCCUCUCUACCAACGAAUAAGAUCUCAACGAUCUCGGAGACGUACUUUCCACUCGCGGUUAGCAUUGCUAAUUUCAAAUCGGACUCCCCUGCCUUAAAGAGUCUAUCAACCAGGCGGAAAUUGAGGCAGCUGACGUUGAGAAGUUGGAAUAAUAUAUUUCCGCCUUGGCGAGAUGCACGUGAGAUCGGGCGACAUGGGAGGCUCGGGACGGUAACAUAUACCUCGAUUAAAUGUCAAAAGCCACGUCGCAUCCAAUGCAUGAAUCAACGGCAUGCAUACACGCUACCUAGGCACCAUGGCCAGCCGAAAACCAAGAUUUAUAUCCCCUCUUCUAUGCUGAAUAUUCUUUUCUAUUGUCUAAUAUCAGAGUUUUCUUCUGAAGAAUACCUAAGAAAAGCAACAGACAUUAAGCGCGACCUCGUCCCGACACCUGGAGGAUUUGCUAACAACCAAGGGGAGUCCCAGCGCGAUGCGGCCGCACCGAUCUCCAACGGCUGUCCAUAUUUACCAACCGGGGAAGACGAAACAUUUUCAACCGGGGAUCUGUACGGCGACACUCUUCGGGCUAGCCCAGACCUUACAACAGCCACGACGGCUUCUUACACGAGGUUUCACGGCGUUAAGUUCAGCCGCUUCAUGUUUGGGGCCGUUUUCAGCCUUCCAAACUCGAUUCUAAGGCUGUCGGGAAGAGAGGCCCAAGUCAACCACGCUAUCGCUAUGUUGUACCUAGAGUGCGGUUUCAGCAUUCUAACGCCAACCAUUCGCUAUGCCAGUCACCGACCUAGCCGAGUAGGCAUCCCUGGAGACUACCACCCUAUCGUCCUAGGGGCUUGUCUGGACAAAGAGGCUUAUUUCGAAUGGGCGGCCGUCUACUCCGUACCAAUCGCCAUGAACCGGCAGUGUCGUUCUGCGGCACAUGCAUGA
Lindgomyces ingoldianus is the source of this 1485-nucleotide messenger RNA. RefSeq lists its product as uncharacterized. The transcript is spliced from 15 exons. Bases 1 to 1485 code for a protein of 494 amino acids. The record is from RefSeq and is a predicted model, not a curated record. NCBI's taxonomy places the organism in Eukaryota, Fungi, Ascomycota, Dothideomycetes, Pleosporales, Lindgomycetaceae.